ACAGGAGGAGUGAGUGAAUUCUCUCUCCGUGGGAUGCUGAUUCUUCUCCAAAUUGCACGGAGGACAGCAUGGCAGUGGCUUUUGAUGCGAUCCUCGCUCGGGUCAAGGAUGUUUGUAAAAGAAAUGGUUUGCUCAUUCUCUCAGUGUUGUCAGUCACCGUGGGCUGUCUUCUCGGAUUCUUCCUUAGGACGAGACGUCUCUCCCAGCAGGAAAUUAGUUAUUUCCAGUUUCCUGGUGAGUUACUGAUGAGGAUGCUGAAAAUGUUGAUUCUCCCCCUGGUUGUCUCAAGCUUAAUGUCUGGGCUAGCAGCCCUGGAUGCCAAGACUUCCAGCCGAUUAGGUAUCAUAACCGUCACUUACUAUCUAUGGACAACAUUUGUGGCUGUGAUUGUGGGAAUAAUUAUGGUCUCCAUUAUCCAUCCUGGUGGAGCAGCACAGAAGGAGAGCACUGAAGAGGGUGGAAAGCCCAUCAUGAGCUCUGCAGAUGCACUGCUAGACUUAAUCCGGAACAUGUUUCCAGCCAACCUUGUUGAGGCCACAUUCAAGCAGUAUCGCACCAAGAGCAUUCCCAUCAUUAAAUCUAACAAAGCAUCAUCUGAAAGCGCAACUCGUCGCAUUAUAAUAUAUGGAGUCCAGGAUGAGAAUGGAUCCAACGUCCAGAAUUUUGCCUUGGAUAUCACUCCCCCACCUGAAGUGAUUUACAAAUCAGAACCAGGCACUAGUGACGGCAUGAAUGUGCUAGGGAUUGUGAUAUUCUCUGCAACAAUGGGUAUAAUGUUGGGAAGAAUGGGAAACAGUGGUGUUCCUUUGGUCAGCUUUUGUCAGUGUUUAAAUGAAUCUGUCAUGAAGAUAGUAGCAGUUGCUGUUUGGUACUUUCCCUUUGGAAUUGUGUUCCUAAUCGCGGGCAAAAUCUUAGAAAUGGAUGACCCCUCAGCCAUUGGGAAGAAGCUGGGUUUCUAUGCCAUUACCGUGGUGUGCGGCCUGGUUGUGCAUGGGCUGUUCAUCCUGCCAAUGAUGUACUUCUUUAUCACCAAGAAGAAUCCUAUUGUCUUCAUCAGAGGGAUCCUUCAAGCCUUGCUCAUUGCUCUGGCCACUUCCUCCAGUUCAGCCACGCUGCCUAUCACGUUCAAGUGCUUGCUGGAGAACAACCACGUGGACAGGAGGAUUGCCAGGUUUGUGCUGCCUGUGGGAGCCACCAUCAACAUGGACGGGACCGCGCUCUACGAAGCGGUGGCUGCAAUCUUUAUCGCACAAGUCAACAACUAUGAGCUGGACUUCGGGCAGAUCAUUACUAUCAGUAUCACAGCAACAGCCGCCAGCAUAGGAGCUGCUGGCAUCCCACAGGCUGGCCUGGUGACAAUGGUCAUUGUUCUGACCUCGGUCGGGCUCCCGACGGACGACAUCACGUUGAUCAUUGCCGUUGACUGGGCACUGGACAGGUUUAGAACGAUGAUCAACGUCCUGGGAGAUGCCCUGGCUGCUGGGAUCAUGGCCCACAUCUGCCGGAAGGAGUUCAUCAAGGACGGCGAUGAGGUGCCAUUGAUCUGUGAAACUAAGCCUAUUAACAUCCAUCAGAUUGUGGCUUACCAGAGAAAUGGCUGUGUGAAGACCAUGAAUGAAUCCCGUGGACCAGAAACAGUGAAAGGGUUUCAGCACCACAUACCUGUACAAGUGGAGCAAGAAGAAAGCCCAGUGGAGAAUCACACUAAGAAAUCCAACAGUAAAGACCACUGCACUAUUGAAAUAAAUGAACUAGAAACAAACGUGUAACUGCUACACUCAGUGGUAUCUCACACCCCAGUGACCUGAUACCCAAUCUCUACCUCACAGCUGGAAGAGGGACUCUGCCUUGAACAGAAAAAAAAAAGUGGGAUUAUCGGCACUCGGCUUGUACUGGAGCUAGGAGACCAGCUGUGAACGUCAAGAAAGGCACACAGCUUGCAAGAGACAUGGGCUUCUUCAGGUGGAAGAUCUUAAUACUGAAAAAUUAACUAAUGGAUGACUACUGUUUUAUUCUGCACUCAUUUGACUCCAACAUAGUAUUUGACACUCCUUUGGCUUCUUUUUUUAAAAGUUUCUUUUUUAUUUGACCCUGUCUGAUUUUUUAACCAAAGCCUUUUUUGUGACUCUCAGUAAUUAUGAGCACUGUAUUUAUAUAUAUGUAUAUUUGCUGUGUGAAAAAGUUUCACCAAAACUGCUAAAGAUACUAGUUUUGUCUAAUAUUCAUGAAAUAUAGAAUAUGUGCUUAGUUUUAGAACAGAAGUAAGAAGAUCACACUGAUUUCCUGAGCUCAAGAUGUGGUGUAUGUUACCAAAUAACACCUCGAGCAGAGGUGAAGCAAAGCGUGUGAUUUUGCAAGAAAGCAUGUCAAGGUAAUUCUGAUGGGCAGCCUUCAGGGACAGGCACUCAGGUGUGAUACGUAACGCAAACAAUCCUAGGUCACUGCAGAGCACAGUUUGCCUUCCAAGUGCCAGAUUUAUUAACCUUUUUUUAACCUAUGUCUUUGAUAGAGUCAGUACCAUGCACACGCAGUGACAGAGGCAGCGUGAGCCCCAAUCCAUGAGCACUGGUGCUAAUGUGUCCUCCCCUGUAGUCUGUCGGCCCUUCUACUGUAAAUAUGUACACAUUUGAAGCUCGAGCUCUUGGACCAUGCACUUCAUCCUGAGGGCAGAUGGAACACCAACUGGAACCUGGUGAUGUUGAGUAAUAUUGGGGUUCUGCGGGGAGCCUGCUGUGGAAACUGGAUUGCUAGUUUUCAUAAUUCAGUGGUUGAAUUACGUUGAAGGUUUUGCCCUUUCCAUAAUCUACUGAAUCUUUCAGUUCCAAUAAAACCUGCUGAGUAUGUUUCCAA
Cygnus olor (mute swan) is the source of this 2850-nucleotide messenger RNA. RefSeq names its product solute carrier family 1 member 7 (gene SLC1A7). Gene Ontology annotation, cellular component: plasma membrane. The record is from RefSeq and is a predicted model, not a curated record. The coding region runs from base 69 to 1769 and encodes 566 amino acids. The transcript is spliced from 11 exons. Gene Ontology annotation, biological process: L-glutamate transmembrane transport. Lineage: Eukaryota; Metazoa; Chordata; Aves; Anseriformes; Anatidae. Gene Ontology annotation, molecular function: L-glutamate transmembrane transporter activity; neutral L-amino acid transmembrane transporter activity; glutamate:sodium symporter activity.